Molecule: messenger RNA, 1603 nt
Organism: Musa acuminata AAA Group (dessert banana)
Lineage: Eukaryota; Viridiplantae; Streptophyta; Magnoliopsida; Zingiberales; Musaceae
Exons: 11
Coding region: 150-1340 (396 amino acids)
Source: RefSeq, a predicted model, not a curated record
UUUAGCCGGCCUUCCAUCUCUUCUUCAUCUUCUCCUCCGUCUCGCGAUCCAAUUGCUUCGUUAUUUUUCUCUCGAUUAGAUAGGUUAAAGAAAUCGGUAUUCCGAUUUUUAAGGGAUACCUGUUUCUGUGAGAUCGGGGCAGAAGAAAGAUGCCUUUUUGUGAUUCGAGCGAGAACGGGACGAGGAUUUUCUACAAGAGAUUUGGGCACGGGAGCACCAAAGUCCUCCUUAUUACCGGAUUGGCGGGGACGCACGAGUCGUGGAGACCCCAAGCAAAGGGGUUGACGGGAGCGGCAGGGGCCAACGUCGACGAUGAUGCGGUGGCAGCGGUCGGCGAUGAGGGAUUGGACGUCCGCGAUCGGGAGGCGCAGGAGGGGAUCGAGGUGUGCUGCUUCGAUAACCGUGGGAUGGGCCGGAGCUCCGUGCCCACCAAUAGAGCCGAAUACACAACAAGUAUCAUGGCAAAGGAUGCCCUUGCCCUACUGGAUCAUAUAGGCUGGAAGAAAGCUCAUGUCUUUGGUCACUCCAUGGGGGCAAUGAUUGCUUGCAAAUUGGCAGCCAUGGCGCCUGACAGGGUAUGCUCCUUGGCCUUGCUCAAUGUCACCGGAGGUGGUUUUGAGUGCUUACCAAAGAUUGAUCGGCAGAUGAUAUCCCUAGCAUAUCGUUUCUUCAGAGCGAAAACACCAGAGCAAAGAGCUAUUGUUGACUUGGAAACUCAUUACACAAAGGGAUUUCUUGAUGAAUAUGUUGGAUCAUGUACAAGAAGGGACAUACUUUAUCAAGAUUACGUAAAAGCUAUUUCAUCAAGCGGAAUGCAAUCAAACUGUGGUUUUGAAGGCCAAGUUAAUGCUUGCUGGAACCAUAAGAUGACAUCUAAAGAGCUCGACACAAUUCGUUCAUCUGGGUUCCUGAUUUCAGUUGUACAUGGAAGGUAUGAUAUCAUUGCUCAAUUAGAUCAUGCACGAAGACUUGCAGAGAAGCUGCAACCUGCUGCAAGAAUGGUGGAACUUCAUGGUGGACAUUUAGUGAGCCAUGAAAGACCAGAUGAGGUUAUUCUUUCUUUUUUGGAGCUGAUAAAUGCUUCAAAAUCCAAGCUUCAGCCUGAAGAGUGGUCCAACAUGCAAGAGAAGCAGGCCGGAUGGCUCAUGAUAGGAACGCCAUUGACAUUGACAAACAAGAACAAUGGUGUGGCAAGCAAUCUUCUAGCCGUUUAUAACUUACUAGGGAAGCUACAACUCAGUUUCCUUUAUUGCAUUGGUUUUUUUAUAAUGGGAUAUGAGCACAUGAGGGGUAUUCUCAAGACCAUGAAGCCAGUUAAAGUUGCAGCCUCCAGUUCAUAACAUUGAACCGACAUUCUAUGGUGAAAUCUUGGAGGCAGCAGCCAUCGAGGAAUAAAAAAUAUGAAGAAAGUGUGUGAUGUUUUUGGAUAUAGACUCUACAUAACAAGCAAAAAAAGCACUGACAAGAUAAUUCAUGUGCCUGAAUUAUGGCACCAUCAUUCAACCACUCAGUGACAUCUCAACUGUAAUCCAAAACUUAACUGUUGCUGUGUGAUUGUUUCCUUUGAAUAAAAGAAGUUCAUUGACUCUGAGUUGUGCUUGAA